GCUACUACUACCGCCGGCGGGGCGCGGGGCAGCGGCAGCGGCGGCUGAGAGCGCUGGGCCGGGCGUGCAGCGGCUGCGGAGGCUCCUUCUGCGCCGGAGAGCGGCGGUGCCCGAGUACGGGGGAGGAGGAGAAGAACGAGGAAAGGCGCGGGGGCCCCUCGGUGGGGCGCAGGGUUCCGCUGACCGGGCGAGUGUGGCGGAGCGCGGUCUGUCCGCAGCUGCCCCGCCGCCGGCCGGUCCGCCGCCAGCUUCCCGCGGAGGUCCAUGAGUGGCGGGCGGGCAGCCCCGGCAGCGCCCCGCGCCCGCUCCCCCGAAUCCGGCAGCGGCCCGUGGCGGCGGUGAGAUGGGGGGCAGCCUGGGCUGCCACCGCUCCAUCCCCCGCGACCCGGCCGACCUGUGCCACAGCCGCAAGUUCAGCGCGGCGUGCAACUUCAGCAACAUCCUCGUCAACCAGGAGAGGCUCAACAUCAACACGGCCACGGAGGAGGAGCUGAUGACCCUGCCCGGGGUCACCCGAGUGGUGGCCCAGAACAUCGUGGAGUACCGCGAGUACAUCGGCGGCUUCAAGAAAGUGGAGGACCUGGCGCUGGUGAGCGGGGUGGGAGCGGCCAAGCUGGAGCAGGUGAAGUUCGAGAUCUGCGUGAGCAGCAAGGGCAGCUCGGCGCAGCACUCGCCCAGCUCCGUGCGCAAGGACCCGGCCUCUGAGCACCACCUGUCCGCCACCAAGAUCAACAUCAAUACGGCCACCCCGGCACAGCUCAUGAGCAUCCGUGGCAUCACUGAGAAGAUCGCCAACAGCAUUGUGGACUACCGUAAAGAGCACGGGCCCUUCAAAAGUAUCGAGGACCUGGUGAGGAUGGACUGCAUAAAUUCCUCCUUUCUGGACAAAAUCAGGCAUCAGAUUUUUGCAGAGCGCUCCAGGCCCCCUUCAACAAAUACCAAUGGUGGCCUCAACUUCAUGGCCAAGCCUCACCCCAGCCCCACCUCUCUAAGCCUCCAGAGCGAGGACCUGGACUUUCCUCCCGGGGGUCCAACCCAGAUCAUAUCCACUCGCCCCUCUGUGGAGAUGUUUGGGGGGGUGAGAGAUGGCAGACCCGUCUUCAGGGUGGCUACGUGGAACCUGCAAAGCUGCUCCAUCGAGAAGGCCAACAACCCAGGCGUGCGGGAGGUCGUGUGCAUGACGCUCCUGGAGAACAGUAUCAAGCUUUUGGCUGUGCAGGAGCUGGCUGACAGAGAAGCAUUGGAAAAGUUUUGUAUGGAGCUGAACCAGCCGAUGCUGCCAAACAUCCGCAAGUGGAAGGGCCCUAGAGGAUGUUGGAAGGGUGUUGUUUCCGAAAAACCCUCAGGCCAGCUACACAAGGGAGUUGAAUAUUCUGGCUUCCUCUGGGAUACAACAGCUGGCAUUGAGCUGAAAGAUGCCUCAUCUCAGGAGACUGCACAGACUAAUGGCAAUGGGAGGCACUCGUAUCCUCAUCCUUAUCUUGCACAUUUCAAGGUUGGAAUGAAUGACCUGACCGUGGUUAACCUUCACCUGGCCCUGCCGCCCUCCGCAGCAGAGAACAGCGGGAAGAACCACGACAGCCACAAACUGGCAGCCUGUGCGCAGAGUUUGCAGGAGACUCUGAAAGGAGAAAAAGAUGUAAUAAUCCUUGGAGAUUUUAACCAGGCCCCAGACAGCAGCGACCAUGACAUCCUGAGGAAGGAGAAGUUUCACCACCUGGUCCCUUCCAGCACCUUCACCAACAUCAGCACAAAGAACCCACAAGGGUCCAAGUCGCUGGAUAACAUCUGGAUCAGUCGGAGCUUGAAAAAGGUUUUCACAGGCCACUGGGCUGUCGUGCGAGAAGGGCUCACAAACCCAUGGAUCCCUGAUAACUGGUCCUGGGGUGGGGUGGCCUCAGAGCACUGCCCCGUGCUCGCUGAGUUUUACCUGGAAAAGGACUGGAACAGGAAGGAGGUGACGCGGAAUGGGAACGGGGUGACGGUUGAACGCAGCGACUCCCACACUAAGCACGAACGAUGACGUGAACUUGAGGGUGCCUCUCCUGCCACCCAGGGAAGGCUCUGGUCACUCAUGACUCCACGGCAGAGCAGGACUGCCUUCCCCUCCCUCUCCUUCCUGCUCUCCUCCCUGCACCUAGAAAGCAUCAGCACUUGAUUUUGGUGGUCCUUGCUUUGUGCCCCUCCUGGACAGUUCUGGAUGGAGCCUCAUGGCAGCAGAACAAUCUGCAACUUUUUCCAGGGACAUGGUGGACAUUUCCACACCUGGAGAUUUGGAUAAGAAUUGUACAGAAAAUAAAGUGUACUUUUAAUACUGGAAAA
Molecule: messenger RNA, 2322 nt
Organism: Haemorhous mexicanus (house finch)
Lineage: Eukaryota; Metazoa; Chordata; Aves; Passeriformes; Fringillidae
Gene: EEPD1
Product: endonuclease/exonuclease/phosphatase family domain containing 1
Exons: 7
Coding region: 344-2023 (559 amino acids)
Biological process (GO): DNA repair
Cellular component (GO): plasma membrane
Molecular function (GO): DNA binding; catalytic activity
Source: RefSeq, a predicted model, not a curated record